This is a messenger RNA of Arabidopsis thaliana (thale cress), 1594 nucleotides long. Its product is annotated as F-box family protein. Lineage: Eukaryota; Viridiplantae; Streptophyta; Magnoliopsida; Brassicales; Brassicaceae. The transcript is spliced from 3 exons. The record is from RefSeq and is marked reviewed. The coding region runs from base 182 to 1345 and encodes 387 amino acids.
AUACCUAACAAAAAGAUAUACAAUAUUAUAUAUAUCAAGAAGUGUGUUUAACAACAAAAGUAACAUGAUCGACGCCGAGAAUCCAGUUUUAUGAAAAUCCAAAUCCGUACGUACCUAAACGUACAUUUCUUUAAAACCUCUCCAUAGCAAAUUCAAAGCAAUACCUCACAGUGAAAUAACCAUGGAGGAACACAAACCAGAUAUCCUCUCGUGCCUACCGCUAGAGCUUCUACUCUACAUCAUCAGCUUCCUCCCUUUCGAAUCCGCAAGACUAACCCCUUUGGUCUCCACACGGUUUAGGUCCGUUUGGAACCAAGCCAUACUCGUCGCUCACAGCCACAACGGCUCCAUCGAAGACAUAUCUCAUGCUGUCUCUCGCUUCAUCAACAACUUCGAUGAGCAUGAUCCUUCUAAAAACACUCGGAAGCUGGAGUUACACGUUGACAAGUCAACCUUCGUGUCCACUAUUCUCGCACCUCAUAACGUCAUGCAUAUGAGCUUCUUCUUCUCCGGUGGUUCUAAGAAAGAAGAGAGCUUUUGCUGGCGUCUUGAGAUCGACGAUCAGAUCCCAAGACGUGUGGACUCAAGCGGUUUCUUGGUGAAGACGCUUUGUUUAGACUCCGUUAAUUCCUUAACCCAUGAGGUUGUUUCCUCAAUGGUUUUGGAAUUUUCUUUACUUGACAGCCUCAAGAUUUGUCGUUGUAAGAGAUUGACUUCUCUCACUAUUGAUUCACCAACUAAGCUUCUUCACUUGUCCAUCUCGGGAUGCCCGAAGCUGAGAUACCUCGAGAUCAUAUCAUUUAAGCUUAAAACUUUUCAUUACCAAGGAUCUCUACCUUUGAUCAAGAUUCAUGAACAUUUCAACUUGACCAAGGCGGUUUUCGAUGUAACACAAGGCCCAAGCUAUUACAACAACGCGUUAGACAUCGGUCCUCUCUCGCUGACCAUCAAGAAUUCUCAAUCUCUUACACUAUGCAGAUGGAUGUUCGAGGAAGUAAUCAAACCGUCCAUAUCAUCAUCUUGGAGAUCAUUCCAAUUCUACAAGUUACAAGAAUUGCGGUGGAUCGAUAACUCGAUGAACCAAGAACAAAUUAAUUCUUUGAUCUCUUUUCUCAAACUUUGUCCAUCAAUAGAGCGCCUCUUCAUUACUAUCGAUUCAAAUACUUAUAGUUCAAACGAAGAAGUUAGUGUUAAUGCUGACCAUGCAAGAGUAGUACUAAGGGAUCUAGAAGUGGUCAAAUUGGAAGGAUUCAAGAGUGAAGAAGAUAAGAAUCAACUGAUAUUUGCUCUACAAGAGAUAGUCAGUAUCGAUCAGCCUCUGCUUGUACUGUCUUCAAUUUCUUGACUUCGGCUUGGAAUGGAAACGACAAAAGAGUUAUGUCUAAAGAUACACGUAUGAACAUGCUUUAAUUAACCUGCUGUCAUUUUAACGCGUGGAUAUAUUCCAUUUCUUGCUAUACAAGAAAUCCUCGUGUAAACGGAACUUAAAUUUGGCUACGUCAAGUUUACAGAUUAAAGAUUUUUCACCAGUAUGUAUUAUUGUAAUGUACUUACUAUGAUAAAUUACUUAAAACAACAUCAAGUUGAUUUUCGC